ACAUCCGAAAGUAAAGUUCAUUGGUUCAAAUCGCCAAGUUCAUUGCUUCAAAACUUGUCAUCAUAUUAAUCCAAGCCAAGUGUUGGAAUUUACUGAGGUUUGGAGUCAAACCGCUUCUGGGCUACUUUACUUGACUUAGUUUGUUUCUGACCAAUAACAACUGAUAUCUCUCAGACACAUCAAACUGAGGCCUUUCCAUUAUGGCUUGUGACCGCAAAAGGUCCAUCAAAUUUAUCAAGGAGAGCCUUCAUUUUUCAACAGAGGAGGUCCAAGUUCUGGAAAAAGAUAAAAAAGAGUUUUUGUACAUCUUUGUGCGGAAUUUUUACGAAAAUGAGCCGUUCACUAAUUUUAAUAGUCAUUACUGGAAUGUGUUGAAAUCCAGAGGCGACGUUGAUAAAUCAGCCAGCACUAUUACAUUCGAGACAGUUUUGAAUCUUCUGGAGAAGAACGUCGGCGGCGCUUGUUUCACCGCCGCAUUCGGGGCUCAGAUAUUUCUGACGCACCUCGGAUUUGACUGCUAUGUCACACACACCUUCAUUGAAAACCGACCUGGCUUCCAAAUUCUCCAUUUCCUUUUAGUCGUCAAGGACUUGGAGAAAGAAGGAGACCUCCAUUUGAUUGAUUUUGGAACACGACUCUCGCCUCUAAAUCAGCCCAUUCCACUGCACCUCUUAGCCGAAGAAGGUCAAGAGUCUGAGAAAUAUGAGUCAUUUUACAUGUAUAACAAGUUCGUCCGACGAGGAGAUGAUAUUUUUCGGCUAACUGGGAAAAUCGGCUCAAACUCGGAUCCGUUUUUCUUCUACGGGAUUAAAGCUGUGCCAGCGCGAUGUGGAUCGAUUUCAGACGACGGCGUCAAUUUGAACUUCGAAAAGUUUCCGAAGGCCGACAAACCAAAAUUGAGCGAGUCGGAAAGAAGCGAGGCUGCGAAAAAGGCGGGAAGGUUCUGGUUCUCGCAAUUUCACGUAGUCGGAUUCCCCGAAGGAAAAGUAUGUGUGUUCAGAAACACAGAAUGGAUGCAUCAAGAUGAAUUGAAUGGUGAAAUUAAAAGAGUGAUUAUUGACAACAAAGACGAAUAUAUUGAUAAACUAGCUCAAUGUUACCCCAGCUACGAGCGGGAGAUAAUCGAGUCGACAAUCAAUUCCAUCUGGGACGGUGUGAUUCAACCAAGGGCAUAACAAAAGUGAACUAGCAAUUUUGUUCAAAAUGAAAUAAUGAGAGAAAA
Messenger RNA from Symsagittifera roscoffensis, 1222 nucleotides. RefSeq lists its product as uncharacterized. The coding region runs from base 201 to 1175 and encodes 324 amino acids. The record is from RefSeq and is a predicted model, not a curated record. The transcript has 2 exons. Lineage: Eukaryota; Metazoa; Xenacoelomorpha; Acoela; Convolutidae.